Molecule: messenger RNA, 822 nt
Organism: Didymella exigua CBS 183.55
Lineage: Eukaryota; Fungi; Ascomycota; Dothideomycetes; Pleosporales; Didymellaceae
Product: CT20-domain-containing protein
Exons: 2
Coding region: 1-822 (273 amino acids)
Biological process (GO): regulation of transcription by RNA polymerase II
Cellular component (GO): NuA4 histone acetyltransferase complex; nucleus
Source: RefSeq, a predicted model, not a curated record
AUGCCGCCGCGAAAGAAGGCAAAGUCCAGCGCAGCUUCUACACCCCUCGGCGAUGGCCACUCUGGGACACCACAGGCCUCGAACACACUGUCGCAGAACGAGCUUCUGAACGACCCGUGGGAAGACGAGCAGGAGAUCCAGCUGCUGAAGAGCAUGAUGAAAUGGAAGCCAACUGGCUUGCACAAGCACUUCCGCAUGAUCUCGAUUCACAACGACAUGACCUCGCACGGCUUCGCGACCGAAAAGGUACCCCACACGCGCAUACCCGGCAUCUGGAAGAAGCUCGACCAGCUUUAUGACCUCGAGACGCUCGACGUGCGCGAAGACGAGGCCUCCGAAAAGAAAGCUGACGAUACGCCCGAUUUCGAGCUGCCUGAAGACGAAUACGGGGAGAUGAUGUGGCAGUCGCGCUUUCGUGAUUCCGAGUCAUCUGAGCCUUCGUCGCCGCCCAUGAUACCUAUCGAGGACGAGAAGGCGAUGUACGUCUCAGGCAUGGGUCUGCUCAAAGACCUGCCAGACGGCGUGCACUCGCGCCGAGAGGAGAGCGUGGCAGAGUCAACACCGCCGCCGAAAAAGAGCACAAGAGCUAGCAGAUCAGCUGUCAAGAGUGGUAAGGGUGCGAAGACUGGAGUUGCUGCCAAGAACAGUAAGGCUCAGUCUACUGUGUCUGACUCUGAAGAAGAAGAAGAGAACGACGAAGAUGACGGAGACGAAUCUAGCUCCGAGUCAGAAGACGAAGAGGAGGAUAGCGCUCCCACCACGCGCCGAACAGUUCGUGCGAAGCCGAAGCCCGCCGCGCCCAGACGGAUGAGAAAGCGUUGA